AUGAACGGAAGUACGAACCCGCUGCUGGACAAAGAAGAGCAUGUUUUGAAGCUCGGCGAAAGCUUUGAGAAAAGGCCAAAGUCCUCCUUUCACACCAUCAGAUAUGACUUCAAACCGGCGUCCAUUGACACGAGCUGCGAAGGAGAACUGCACGUUGGCAAAGGAGAUGAAGUCACCAUCACGCUGCCUCACAUUCCGGGCUCCACGCCGCCCAUGACUGUAUUCAAAGGCAACAAGCGACAAUACCAGAAGGACUGCGUGCUCAUCAUCAAUCACGACACUGGCGCCUUCGUGCUGGAGAAGCUCAGCAGCAGCAUCCAGGUCAAGAAAACCAGAGCGGAAGGCAGUAGUAAGAUUCAAGCCCGCAUCGAGCAGCAGGCGGUGCGGACCAACCAGGCGGGGCCUCAGUUUCGGGCGCCGACAAAGCCGGGCAUAUCCGCCAAGACGUCGCCCUCGCCCUCCAAGGACGACCCCUCGCCCGAACCGCAGCUGGACGACAUCAAGAGAGAGCUGCGAGCCGAAGUAGACGUAAUCGAGCAGAUGAGCAGCAGCGGUAGCAGCAGCUCGUCCGGCUCGGCCGCUGCCUCGCCCGCCGCCGGCGACAGCAGCGACGACGGCGAGCGCCCGUCGGGCCCUGUCCCGUCUCCGACCCCCGCCCGCCACACCCUUGCAAACGGUGGUGGCGAACGGCAACCGCCCGCUAACCACCAGCUCAUUAACACGCUCAGAAGCGAUCUUCAACUGAGCGAGUCGGGCAGCGACAGCGACGACGACUAA
Nerophis lumbriciformis (worm pipefish) is the source of this 777-nucleotide messenger RNA. NCBI's taxonomy places the organism in Eukaryota, Metazoa, Chordata, Actinopteri, Syngnathiformes, Syngnathidae. The record is from RefSeq and is a predicted model, not a curated record.